UGGAAAUUCAUUUUUGUUUGAAAUAAGAUGGAUGCCGUUUCCCAGCUUGGAAGCAAAAUAUUUCUAUUGUAUUUGCAAACAAUUUCAGUGAAAUAACGAAUUCCUCCAUUUGUUUUCCUGUCAAUACCGAGUUACUUUACGUCUGUAAGUACGGUGAAACCCACCAGGUUAGUCCAAAAGCAAAUCUAGAUCAUCUUUUCGGAAAGUGCACCGCCAACGGGUGGUUAAAUUGGAAUGACACUCCAUGGGUUUUACCUCAAUGUGUGCCAAGACAGAAUCACUGUCAUUCACCGUGGAACAACAAUUCAAAUAUGUUUGUUCAAAUCCAUGGCCAAAACAUCAGUAUCGAACAUAAUAACACAUCACUAAAUUACACAGUGGAAACGGUGGCCGUUUUCAAGUGCAAGAAUCCCAAAUCGAAUGCAAGCCAAGAAUGGAGGUGCACAGCAGAAAAUAACAAGACAUAUUCAUGGAAACAAAAAACGAACAAAACAAAAGAUUGUGAAGUGCCCACAGAAUCGUCGACAAAAAUACCAGAAAACGACGAUAACAGAAAAUCAACAGUAACAGAGAACAUUCUUUCUGCUUCAGAAACAUCUACUCAGAGCAAAGAACUUUUCUCUGCAUUUCCUUCUCGCAGCGGAAAUCUGAGUGACCUCCUCAUUGGGAUUUGCAGCUUCCUGGGGUUUAUUAUGAUUGUGGUUCUUUUCGGCUUAUUGUACAAAAACAGGGCUAGGCAUGGCAAGAGAUAUAAUAACACUGCCAAUCAGCAUGCAAGGCAAUCGCCGUUCACAUCCAUGCCGGAAGGGGAAAACCAAUCAAAGGGGAAAUUCGCCGAUGGAGAAGAAAACCUCGUGUACGCCAAUAUCAUUCCUAUUAAAGUUAAUCAAGAAACCAUCUACGCUGAAGUUGAAACCGGCAAAAUUGGUAAAUCACGUCCAACUAAUAUUAAACUGACUAUCGACGACGACCAGUUACACACCACAUACGCUGAAAUCCGUCAUUCAGUAAUCCCCGAGGAUCAACGUCGAUAAAAUAAAAAAAAAUAAUUAGCGGACGUCAUUUGAAAGCGGUGUAAUUUAAUGUGAAAAACUUUGCUACAUUUCAUACACAAAUAGCAACAUUCCUGA
Molecule: messenger RNA, 1130 nt
Organism: Daphnia pulex (common water flea)
Lineage: Eukaryota; Metazoa; Arthropoda; Branchiopoda; Diplostraca; Daphniidae
Exons: 4
Coding region: 312-1034 (240 amino acids)
Source: RefSeq, a predicted model, not a curated record